GUCUCUAGCUUCAACCUCCAAAAAAUAUCUGGCCUGAGAAUUUGUGUGAAUUUCUACUGCCCACCAGACUCCAGAGCCCACCACAUCAUCAGCCAUGAAGAUCCUUUACUUCUUUGUUGCUGUUGUUGUCCUCCUCUUCCAGAUUUGCCCAAGUAAGUUGGAAAAGAACUUUGGCCUCGUACACACACACACACACACACGAAAGAUUUUCAGUUUGGUGGAAGGGAGGAAGGGACACGGUUUGUUUUUAUUCUUAGUUUAUUUGGCUUGCUUCAUUCUAAAGGCUUGUUCUGCUCAGGGUCCUCCUCCUGAUCUCGGCGAUACUAUUGCCUGCAGAGCAAAGGGCCAGAGUUACUGCAUUUAUGGUUCAUGUCCUCCAACUUUUAGUGUAUCCGGAAAUUGCCAUGGAGGAUUGACCUGCUGUACCAAGAUACUUGCCUGAGGACAACUCUGUGCUCUGAUUUCUCCACUCCCAUCAGAAGCAGUUCUUUGCAA
Messenger RNA from Lacerta agilis (Sand lizard), 495 nucleotides. RefSeq names its product gallinacin-10-like. Lineage: Eukaryota; Metazoa; Chordata; Lepidosauria; Squamata; Lacertidae. The record is from RefSeq and is a predicted model, not a curated record. Bases 95 to 442 code for a protein of 115 amino acids. Gene Ontology annotation, cellular component: extracellular region. The transcript is spliced from 4 exons. Gene Ontology annotation, biological process: defense response.